CUGCUACACAUACAAGCAAUUAAGGCUUACAAGCCUUACAAGUUAGCCCAGCCCAGAAAUAAUCCACGCGCACUCACUCCUUAGAAUGGAGCGUCAAUCCCACGCGCCUCACACAACAGUUACGCUUUGCAAAACACGCUCAUUAUGGCGCACUCUUCCUCUUCUACUUCAAAGAAAACACAAACCGUCAAGUUUCGAGGAACAUUCCAAACUGAAGAGACGAUCGAACUCGUCGCGAAGAUUAGAAGAAACCAACAACAAAAGAUAGAACUCUCCAUCAACAAUCUCCAGAAAAAACGAAGAAAUAUUAUUCAAGUAAAAAUGGCAAGCAAAAAAUAAGCUGCAAAAAAUCAAACCAAAGACCUGAAGUGUGCAACCCAUUUGUUGAGUGAGAAAUUCGGAAAUAUGAGCGAGGAGAAGAAAGCAAUUGUUAGGGAUUUGGGGUUUGGUGGCCUGAUGCACAUCCCGCCGCUAAGGGUGCAUCACAAAAUAUUAAAGGAGUUGGAUAACUCCUUUAAAUUAGGGAAAAAUACACUCGAAACCGGCUACGGUUCAUUUAGAGUAAGACCAAGAACAAUAGGGGCUGCACUUGACCUCAACGCGUCAGGAGAUUUACUUUUUCAGAAAGUCAAUUAUAAGGAUCUUUCUGAAGACAACAAACAAAUUUUUAGAAGAUUCCAGGGGAAGACCCUAAAAAAUCUGACAGAUGAGAUGAUGACUAUUGGUGUUGAUAAUGAACAGGAUCGCCUCAUGUUCAAGAGGAUUUUCAUCCUCUGUAUACAGAUGGCGUUUCUGUUAGCAACCACAAUAAACAAAAUCUCCCCUGUGCACCUGGCACAAAUUUUCAAGAUGGACACGAUAAAAGAGGGGAACUGGGGAGCACAUGUUCUGAAUUUCAUCAUCAAGGGCAUAACAGAUUACAAUAUGAAAAAGAAAAAGGCAAUUGAUGGCUGCCUAUUUGCCCUGAUGAUAGUUUACUUCCAUCUAUCAAAAAAUAAAGACAAGAAAGAAGAAGAAAGACCUCCAGAACCCUGGAUUACCAAUUGGACUAGAGAGCAGUUGGUUGAAAGAAUGAGAGCAGAAAUGGAUGAACAUAUGGGAAUUGUAAAGAUGGCCGAAACAAAGGAGAAAUUAAAACAAAUGAAGAAAAAAGAUAAGAAAGAAAAAAAAACAAAAAAAAAAGAAAGCAAUUUCAUCAUCAUUAGAGACGGAAACAUCUAA
Molecule: messenger RNA, 1221 nt
Organism: Arachis ipaensis
Lineage: Eukaryota; Viridiplantae; Streptophyta; Magnoliopsida; Fabales; Fabaceae
Source: RefSeq, a predicted model, not a curated record